Messenger RNA from Microsporum canis CBS 113480, 498 nucleotides. RefSeq lists its product as uncharacterized. The coding region runs from base 1 to 498 and encodes 165 amino acids. The record is from RefSeq and is a predicted model, not a curated record. The transcript has a single exon. NCBI's taxonomy places the organism in Eukaryota, Fungi, Ascomycota, Eurotiomycetes, Onygenales, Arthrodermataceae.
AUGCACGUCUUACACCUCAUUGUGCUUUUCCUUUUACAGCUCCGUCUGUCUUCUGCUGAAAACUAUCAGUACAUCCCUCCGGGCGUCUAUACCAUAAAUGACAACUCGACUGGUCAAUUCGCAACGGUUGGCACAACUCCAGUUGACGGCAUAGUAGAGUUCAAGUCGAACACCAACUAUAAGUGGCGCGUUUGGGGUACGGGCUUCACAUUAGCUUAUUCCUUUCAUACAAUCCAAGACCAAAGCAGCAAGAAAUAUAUCCACUUUCCAGAGAUAAAAGACGGUGCGAUCGCUGUGCUUAAUGACAACCCCUCGUUGGUCCGGGUGAGCGAGUAUCCUCAUAACAGUUGCAAUCUCUUCUCCAUUGAUGCAAGCAACCGUCGGCUCUAUUGGACCACAGAGAAAUACAGUAAUGACAAUCCCAUUCCUGUCUUGAAGCUGAGAGCCUCGAUACCGAAGUCCAAACGAUAUACAGUCAUCCGCCAGCAGGACGGCUAG